ACACUGGUUGCCAACGAACUUCUACAACAAUUCCUAGGCCAGCAGGUUCAACCAACAUCAUUCGUUACACGUUUUCUUGUCAAGUCUUCAUUAUAACCAUCUUUUGCUGUGCUACAUUGCAUCCUUCCACGUUUCCUUCAACCCCACAGCUACUUUCCGAACUUCGACCUCUUUUUACUCUCCUUAAGUCCGUAUCGAAACUUUUCGUACCAUCCCCACAUUUCAGUUUCACCCUGGCUGGCCGUGUCUUCACAAUCUUCAGAGUCGCAGGUCGUUUCACCAAUUUUGUUUUCUAAACCUUUCCUUUGCAAAUGGCAGCGUCCAAAGCACAGGUUCCUCCAGUCAAUUUAAAAGAACGCAUUGCAGCCUUGCAACAACGCAAUGUAUCCCCAAGCCAACACCCUUCCACUCAACCUUCGAACAAGUCUGCCCCCGCUUUUGGUGCUGGUGGUCUGCGUGAUAGGAUAGCCAAGUUUGAAGAAAAAGGUGGUGUUCCAGUUCCUCGUGCAAGCUUUGGCAUGAAUGUGCCUCAGCUGGCAGAGAACGCUCCAGCAAGGAGGAGAGGAGAACUCUACGCCAACCGCGUACAAGGACUCGGGAGACCAACUGGGGCUCCUGCAAGUCGAUCCGGUUCCCCUUUACCAAAUGUUGACGAUCUUGCUCCACGAAAACGAUGCAUCUCCACCUCUGCUGCGGGCCUAGAUAACUCUUCGCUAGCUCAGAAUGACGGUCCGGUUCCGCCCCUCCCUUCAAAUGGACCGUUUUCUAACCCUCGUCGCAACACUCUUACGGCUAAUCUUGCUGGUACUCGUCGUGUUGCC
Molecule: messenger RNA, 821 nt
Organism: Serpula lacrymans var. lacrymans S7.9
Lineage: Eukaryota; Fungi; Basidiomycota; Agaricomycetes; Boletales; Serpulaceae
Exons: 2
Source: RefSeq, a predicted model, not a curated record